Molecule: messenger RNA, 480 nt
Organism: Iphiclides podalirius (scarce swallowtail)
Lineage: Eukaryota; Metazoa; Arthropoda; Insecta; Lepidoptera; Papilionidae
Source: the annotation of a GenBank genome assembly
AUGAGAGUCGGGAUCCCGCAUGCUAGUGAAGACUUAGCAGCUAAUUCGACGCGACAGACGAACACUCGUCCAGACGGACAUACACCUAUAAUAGCGUUCAAUCACGGGUGCAUUAGGAAGUACCUCGGUUGGCGAUCGAGGCGAUCGGACGCUGCUCGAGUUUCAGCAAGCAUAGUAAUAAGGUUCAAAAGAGCGUGUCCAGACCCAAAGGUGGUCGUCGGAUCUGGGGCUCUCGCCGCCGCAAGUUAUGGCGGCGACUGUGACAGGGCUUACGCAACCGGCUCAAUUGACCCCGAUGUGAGCGGGGCCGCACCUCCCCUCCCCCCUCUUCACCCUCGCCCCCGUCUCCAUCCAACCAUCGCCACUUUACGAAUUGAAAAGGUUCAAAGAAACGAGUUCGGCGUGGACGCACCAAGUGGAGCGGGCGGCGAGGAAGCCCACAAUUGGACGAUUAACGCGCGGCGACUUCAAAGCGGCCGC